AACAAAAAUCAUGGUAGGGGAGAAAAGUCAACGUCUCUUAUUACAGUAGAAUGUCCGAAAAACGCCGAAUUACGUGAAUGCACGAACUUAUGCCCCGAGAAGACAUGCGAUAACUACCUUCAGAGGUCACCGUGCUUUUCACUGAGAUGUGGCCCUCCAGGAUGCAUGUGCAAGGAAGGCCACGUGCUACUGUCCUCUAACAAAGAAGAGGGUUGUGUUUCUAGGGAAACAUGCGUGUGA
Messenger RNA from Angiostrongylus costaricensis, 240 nucleotides. The record is from the annotation of a GenBank genome assembly. NCBI's taxonomy places the organism in Eukaryota, Metazoa, Nematoda, Chromadorea, Rhabditida, Metastrongylidae.